AUGUAUUUAUCAAAUUCAUCGAAAUUAGGAAAUCAUUAUAUAUGGGUACCUACAAGUGAUGUGGAAUCUGCAAAGAGAGUAAGAAAAGUUGAAGAAGACAAUGAAAAGUUAUCAGAUGAAUUUAUAAGGAAUAAAAAAAGAACUGUGUUUACACUUAUUGAAUUAAUAUCAUAUAAUGAAGUUACAAAAAUUGCCACCUGCAGAAAUACUGAAGGCUUGGAUUUAUCAAGUGAUAUAACAGAAAGUAGAGACAAUAAAUUUGAAAUAAAACUGGUAAACAUAAUGAAAGCAGAUUCUAAAUUUGGUUUGAAGGAUAAUUCACAAUUAAGGAACCUGAAUAUUGGUAAUGUGUUGGCAAAUAUGAAGUAUUGCUAUGAAUUAUUGCAAGGUAAUUCUUGUGAAGAUGGAGUAUCUGAUUUUAAAGAUGAAAUUGAUUGUCUGAAGUAUCCAAUGUAUACUUUUGCAGGUGGGAUUCUUUUAGCUGUUAAUCCAUAUAAAUUUUAUGAUAUAUAUAAUAAUGAGAUUGCUGAUGCAUUUGUUGGGAAAAAUAUAGUGAAUAUGGAACCUCAUCCAUUUGCAGUAACAGAAUGGUCAUAUCGUAGAAUGCUUAAAGAUAAGAAAUCUCAAUCUAUUGUUAUUUCCGGAGAAAGUGGAGCAGGAAAAACAGAAACUUCAAAACAUGUUUUAAAGUAUUUAAGCUAUUUAAGUAAUAAAAGGAGAAUGUACAAUUACAAAAAGAAUGGUAUUAUAAAAAAUGAUAAUCCCUUAGUUAGUGAAUGUACAAUCUUAAAUUUGAAUGAUUUAAGAGUUUCGUCUAUUGAAGACUGUUUAUUAUCAUCUAAUCCAUUGUUAGAAAUAUUUGGAAAUGCAAAGACUAUUAGGAAUGAUAACUCAUCAAGAUUUGGAAAGUAUAUGAAAUUGGAAUUCAGUGAUGAUGGAUAUAUAUUAAAUUCUAGUAUUAAUACAUAUCUUCUUGCUAAAUCUAGAGUAGUACAUAUACCUCAAGGAGAAAGAAACUAUCAUAUCUUUUAUUUGUUAUUGAGAAACAUGAACCAAGAACAAAGAAUAAAAUGGUUAUCAAUACCAGAUAAUAUGGAAUAUGAUAGAAUUAUUAAUAGUUUCAAUUAUUUGAAAAGUGAAAAUGGGAUUUUGAACAAUAAUAAUGUAGAUAAACAUAUAAAAUAUAAUAUAGAUACUAUAAAUAAGUGUUUUGAAUCGAUUGGAAUAUCAAAUAAUAUUGUAAAUAUAAUAUAUGACUUGGUUAUGGGUAUUCUUUUAUUAGGGAAUGUGGAAUUUAAAAAGAAUGAGGAAGAUGAUUAUUGUGAUAUUACUGAUGAGACUUUUGAAAUGUGUUCUAAAGUAUCAAAUUUAUUUGGUAUACUUGACUCGAAAGGAUUCAUUAAAAUACUGACUAGAAGAAAUAUAAUCAAUAUAGAAAGAAAAUUAUCAUAUUCAGAAGCUAUAUAUACAAGAGAUAGUAUUGCUAGAUAUUUAUAUCAAUGGAUAUUUGAUUUAGUGGUUGAUUUAAUAAAUAUUGCAUUAAAUCAGGAGAUUGCCAAUAAACAUAGAAAUAAUACAGUAACUAAUAAUAUUAAUGAUAUCAAUGAUUCAACAGAAACUAAAUUAAUUUCUAAAGUAUUAUCAAUUGGUAUAUUAGAUAUCUUUGGAUUUGAAGAUUUAUCUCCAAAUUAUCCAAAUAGUUUUGAACAAUUAUGCAUUAAUUACUGUAAUGAAAGAUUACAUAGUUUCUUUUUAGAGCAAUUAUUAUAUAGGGAUCAUUUAUUAUAUAAAACAGAAGGUUUAGGUGAAUUUAAAUCAACUGAUACCUCAUUUGAUGUAUCAGAAUUACUAUUUCAUCAAUCUCUUGUAUGUACAGUAAUAAGUGGUACUGUUCCUAAAUAUACAAGUGAUGAUUAUAAAGAUAGUAAGGGUUUAAGUGUAAAUUUUUCAUCAGUUAAUAUAAUAUCUAUUUUGGAUGAAACAUGCAAAGUACCAAUUAAAGGCAAUAGAGAUGAAAUAUUUUGUCAGAAAAUCCAUCAAUUGAAGAAUAUGAAUGGACAAUCUUAUAUUAGUAGCUGUAAUAAUGGAAUUAAUAGAAGAAAAUCUGUUAUAACAUCUUCAUCUCAAAUUAAUGAAACUAGUCAAGUAUUAUCAUUCACUUCGGCAGUUAAUAAUGUAAUUAUACCACAAAAAUUAAAUUUGAAUAAAACAUUUACUAUUUGUCAUUUUGCAGGGCCUGUACAAUAUCAAUGUGAUGGUUUUACUAGUAAAAAUACUGAUUUUUUAUCUAAUGAUAUUGAAAAAUAUCUUUUAACAAAUAUGAAGAGUAUCAUAAAUUUACAAGUAAUUAGAAAAAAAUUAUAUAAUAAAAAUAAUAUAAUUGAUAAUUUAAAAGUGAAUGAAAGAUCUGAUAUUUCUACUGAUAAUACAAAGUCAACUCUUGAUGUACUAAAAAGUACUGAAUUAAUAGUGGAUAAUAAAGAAGAAAAAGGACAAUUUAAAUCAAAAUUAAUGAUAUCAAAUGCAAAUAUAUCAAACUUAAGUGAUACAAGUUUUAUACAACCUUCACUAAAUACUAAUAAAAAUAAAAGUGUAGGUACAACCUUUAUCAAACAAAUGCAAAAUAUGUUAACUGAAGAAUUAUAUCCAACACAAAGUCAUUUUAUACGUUGUAUUAAACCUAAUGAUGAACAAGAACCUUUAAAAUUUGAUGAUAUUAAAGUUUAUCAACAAUUACAAAUUGGUGGUAUCUUGCAGGUACUAAAUAUAAUGAUAUAUGGAUAUCCUUGUAGGAUACCUUAUCUCAAUAUUUAUAAUUAUUUUAAACAAAUAAUAGAUAAUAAGUUGGUUGAAAAUGAUAAUAAAUUAAGUGAGAUAAAUGAAUUGAAACCGAAUAUUAAUAUUAAAAGCUCAUUAAAUAAUAGUAGUAAGGAUAUUAAUAAAAAAGUUGCAAUAAUAUUAUCAGAUCAAAGGUUAUUUGUCUCAUUAUUACUAGAUUAUAUGGGAUAUAAAGAUGGUAAAGACUAUAAAUUAGGUUUAACAAGAAUAUUUUUUAAAUAUAAUGUUCUUGAUAAAAUAGAAGAAUUUAUUAGUAAAUGUAAGAGUGAAUCUUCAGAAUGGAAGAUAAAUUGUGUUCUUGAAAUAUAUAACUACUGGAUAAGGAGACGUUCUCAUAAUUAUUGGAUAUUAGUUAAGUCCUGUGUAAAUAUACUUUGUAAAUACAAGGAAAUUCUCUAUAAGAAAAAAAAGCAGAAGGAGAGAAAGGCUAUGAUGAUCAUAUGUAAUUCAAUAUAUAGAUAUAUUAAACAAAAGAAAGAAAAGAAAAGAAAACAAGAGGAACAAUUGAGGUUAAAAUUAUUAGAAGAGGAGAAAAAGAAACAAGAAAUGGAAAUAGAAAAGAUUAAACUUCAAGAACAAGAAAUAACUAAUAAAUAUGAACGAGAAAAAGAUUUACUAUUACAGAAUAAUGAAUCAAAUCAAAUAAAACAAAAAGAAAAUCAAGAUAAUAUAUAUUGCAAAGUUAAUGAUUUACAGGGUAAAUUUACUGGUACUCAAGUUAAUCUUAUGGAACAUAAUGAAAUUAAGAAUAAAUUAAGAAUUAGGAAAUUAGAAGAUAGUGAACAAAAAUCUUGUUUAAUAUCCAUACAUGUAGGAAUUAAUACAAGCGUAUUAAAAAAAAAUAACCAAAAUUUAAUUAUUAAUAAUAAACCAAAUGAGGUUUUCAAUAGAAGUAAACGCAUAAGAACAGAAUUUAUUGAUGAUAGUCUCGAUUUUGAAUUUGAAAUAUAUAAGGCAAAAAAAAUAAAAUAUAAUAUAUCUAACCUCUCAAAUAAGAAAGAUAUCAACUUCAAUGACAAAUCGAUGAAUAUACAGUUUAGAUCUGAAGAUGAGGAUAAACAAACUCAAAUUGAUUCAGAAAAUAUACAAAUAUAUGAGAAUAACUAUGACAAAGAAUUUGACUCUCCAAUACUAAAAGAUGAAUCAAAUAUAACUAAUGAUUCUCCACUACUUUGUACAUCAGCAAUGAGAGUACAUAACAAAUAUUCUUCAUAUUUUGUAACAGGUAAUUCUUCAGUAAAUCAAGAUAAUCUAGAAAUAGAUUAUCGUUCAUUACAAGAUGAAUUAGUUGAAGCUGAGUUCAUUGAUGAUGUAUUAUCAAAAGAAUUACAGGUAAUUAAUAAUAAUAAUAAUAAUAAUAAUAAUAAUAAUAAUAAUAAUAAUAAUAAUAAUAAUAAUAAUAAUAAUAAUAAUAAUAAUAAUAAUAAUAAUGAUACUGAAAAUAGUAAAUGGAAGACAUCUCUAAGAAGACCGACAAUAUUUGUGCCAAUAAGAGGUGAAAAUAAAUUAGUUCCAUGCAAAGGUACGUCACUUAUAGAGGAUGAUUUAUCUAUAAAAGCAAUAAGAAGUGAUCAUGAAAUAAAGAGCCUUAUAGAUUUACAAAAAAUAUUUCGUAAUAAUGUAUCAAAUAUAAAGUUUAGAAAUAAUGAAGAUCAAAAUAAAGAAAAUUAUAUUGACAAUCAAUCUACAUUAAUGGAUAUUUAA
Molecule: messenger RNA, 4542 nt
Organism: Cryptosporidium muris RN66
Lineage: Eukaryota; Apicomplexa; Conoidasida; Eucoccidiorida; Cryptosporidiidae
Product: myosin head family protein
Exons: 1
Coding region: 1-4542 (1513 amino acids)
Biological process (GO): actin filament organization; vesicle transport along actin filament
Cellular component (GO): vesicle; actin cytoskeleton; cytoplasm
Molecular function (GO): actin filament binding; ATP binding; microfilament motor activity
Source: RefSeq, a predicted model, not a curated record